Gossypium raimondii (Peruvian cotton) is the source of this 1263-nucleotide messenger RNA. RefSeq lists its product as uncharacterized. NCBI's taxonomy places the organism in Eukaryota, Viridiplantae, Streptophyta, Magnoliopsida, Malvales, Malvaceae. The coding region runs from base 85 to 855 and encodes 256 amino acids. The transcript is spliced from 3 exons. The record is from RefSeq and is a predicted model, not a curated record.
CCACACAAACAAAACAAAAUCUAAAGAGGCAGAGAUCAAGGCCACAAAGGAAAGGGCUUUCGUCUCCUAUUUUCUCCUGGAGAGAUGGGUCUUGCUUUCAAACCGCCAUUGACAUACUUCUCCCCAUUUUCUUCGCCUCAUCUACCUCCACGCUCAACUCCUUCUUGGCCCCUCCAUCACUCUAACUCUACCUAUAACCCCAACACUUGUCUUUCUCCACUUCCAAUCUAUGCACAUUCCAAGUGGCCUACAAACACACACUCCUUCGCCAUCUGGUAUCGCUACUCCAGCAGUGAAGAAGAAGACGACAACCAUAGCUUUGACGAGGCAGUUUCCCUUUUCAACCAAAGGGAAUACUAUAAGUGCCAUGACUUGCUUGAAGCCUUAUGGAACAAAGCCGAGGAUCCCACUAGAACUCUCAUUCAUGGUAUUCUACAAUGUGCUGUUGGAUUCCACCACCUUUUUAACCAGAACCAUAAAGGAGCAAUGAUGGAGUUAGGUGAGGGGCUGUGUAAACUUAGAAAGAUGGAUUUCGACGGUGGACCUUUCUAUGACUUUGAACAAGACAUUUCUGCUGUUCUCAACUUCAUUUACAACACUCAAAUUGAGUUGGCUGCCUGUGGUGAUGAUCUAUGUGUGACAAUGGAACAAUCAGAGAGGUCAUACCUUCUCCUCGGAGCCUAUGCUGCCGGCCAGCACCUUUAUCAUCUAGAAAUGGAUUCUGAUCAAGUUGUGUAUAUUGUAUUUUGCCCUCAAAGACCUAAUGGAUCUACUGCUCAUACUUCAGCUCCAUCUCCAAGAGUAAGGCUUCCAAUUCUGAAAGCUGCUGAGGACCAUCUUUUGGUCUCUGAAUAAAGUCAUUACAGGCAUCCAUCUUUUGUAUAUGGUAUAUAUAGUGAAUAAUCGGUAAAAGUACUAUGGAGGCCUCUGUCUUAGGAUUUAAAUUGCAUUUUGCCACCACUUAUUCAAAAAAUGGGUAAAUUUGUCAUUGAACAUUAGAUCAAAGAGCAGAUGAGUUCUUUCUGUUAAAACUUGUGUGGCUGACAAAAUAACUGCUAUUGUACCUUAUGCUGAUGUAUAAGGACUAUUUUCUAAAAGUAGGAAUGGAUGGAAUGCUUAACAGAAAAGCUAAUUUGCUCUUUGAUCUAACGUAUAAGGAUUACUGUGCUCAUUUUUUAAGUAGAGGAGACAAAAUACAGCUCAACUCAUAUAAAGAUUUCCGUGGUACUUUUACUUGAAUAAUCCAAUCUAUUCCUUCCAAAA